Molecule: messenger RNA, 663 nt
Organism: Seminavis robusta
Lineage: Eukaryota; Bacillariophyta; Bacillariophyceae; Naviculales; Naviculaceae
Source: the annotation of a GenBank genome assembly
AUGUCCCUCAACGUGGAGAAUGCUCAAAAGCUGCAAGAAUUGAUAGAUUCGAUCUAUAUCUACCUUCAGUACCAGCUUUGGGAGGAUGUUCAAUGGCUGGUGCUGCAGUGGGUGGGUCCCAUUCUGAUCGUCAUCUUGGCGCUGCAAGGGUUGCUCGCCAUUUUACGUGCCAUUUACAAAAUUGUAUUUCCUCCGGAUGCUCCAGAGCUUUACAGCACUGCUUUGGCAACAUUGCACCACAACCGCCGCAUCCGACUAGACGACAAGGUCCAUCAACGGCAAGCCGAACAACUGUUGCUCAAGGCCAUUGAUCGCGACGAUCUCUACUUUCCAGCCUACCUCUCCUUGGCGGCCUUGUACAUUUAUCAACUCCACGAACCCCACAAAGCACUGCCCGUCUUGACCAAGGCGCAAGAUCGAGGUCCCCCUUCCUUCGUAGAACCCUUGCAAGUGGACGCACAAGUCUUGACGGAAGGAGGCAAUCCAAACAUGUUGGGAGGAGCCAUGUUUGCACAACAAGACUAUCUGUCCGCCAAUCCAGUACCUCUGCGUCAAUGGGAAGACAACAAGGAACAAUUUCGUCAACAAGUCUUGUUGAAAGAAAAAAAGAAACAACAACAAUCAUCAUCUACCAACAACCACCAAAAGCAAAAAGUGUCAUGA